UCAAGCAUACGAGCAGCUCGGCAAUGACCCGAGCAUGGGCGACACAGCCCCUCCUCAGUUACCUAACGACCAAGUCUGGAAGGAGCCGGCUCCCGUGCAGGAGACUGUGCUUAUGCCGUACGCAGCUGUCGAUUCCUCGUUGCGCGCCAUGGCUGGUCAGGCCGAGGGCUUCGGCCGGCACGCCAUCGGCGGCCUCCACGGCGACGUCUACCACGUCACAAACCUCCAUGGUACCCACGUUCUCUCCGUCAACUCUCCGCAUUAGAUUCGUUGUAGCACUGAAGUUGAACGAUGUCUUCAGAUGACGGGCCCGGCUCGCUCCGGGAUGGUUGCCGCCGCCGCGAGCCGCUGUGGAUCGUCUUCGACGUAUCCGGCACCAUCCGCCUCGCUUCAGGCCUCCGCGUGUCCUCCUACAAGACCGUCGACGGCCGCGGGCAGCGCAUCGUCCUCUCCGGCAAGGGCCUGCUGCUGCGGGAGUGUGAGCACGUGAUCCUCUGCAACCUGGAGGUGGAGGGCGGGCGCGGGCACGACGCCGACGCCGUCCAGAUCAAGCCCGGGUCGAGGCACGUGUGGGUGGACCGGUGCGGCCUGCGCGACUUCGCCGACGGCCUCCUGGACGUGACCUGCGGCAGCACGGACGUGACGGUGUCGCGGUGCCGCUUCUGGGCGCACGACAAGGCCGUGCUCAUCGGCGCCAGCAGCGGCCACGUCGGAGACCGGCGCAUCCGGGUGACCAUCCACCACUGCUUCUUCGACGGCACCCGGCAGCGGCAGCCGCGCGUCAGGUUCGGCAGGGUGCACCUCUACAACAACUACACCAGGAACUGGGGCAUCUACGCCGUCUGCGCCAGCGUAGAAUCACAGAUCAUCUCCCAGUGCAACAUCUACGAAGCAGGGGACAAGAAAAAAGUGUUCAUGUACAUGCCAGAGCAGGCGGCAGACAAGGACCGGAGUUCAGGUGGGCGCAUCCGGUCUGAAGGCGACCUGUUCCUGAACUGUGCGCAGGAGCACACCGGAGAUGAUUCAGAAACUGCAGAAGACAACCCGUGGGACUUCGAGGUCCGGGAAUGCUACCAGCCUUGUUCCGUCCAGCCGGCGUCAUUGGCGCUCAAGGAGCUCCUGGAGUACCGCACCGGCUGGCAGCCGGUUCCGUUGCCAGAAGACAUUUGCUUCCAAGGAAAACCUGCUGUUGCACAUCUGAACCGCUGAAAUUUUAGAGCACGCGGUCCAAAUAAAUUUACCCGAAUAAUCGUAGCCAUAGUAGCAUUAUAUCUGGCAGAUAUAAUAUAAUCAAUAAUGUGGACGAUGUCGGAAUU
Messenger RNA from Lolium perenne, 1316 nucleotides. Lineage: Eukaryota; Viridiplantae; Streptophyta; Magnoliopsida; Poales; Poaceae. The record is from RefSeq and is a predicted model, not a curated record.